Messenger RNA from Arvicanthis niloticus (Nile rat), 520 nucleotides. Lineage: Eukaryota; Metazoa; Chordata; Mammalia; Rodentia; Muridae. The record is from RefSeq and is a predicted model, not a curated record.
UCUACUAAGAACAUCUUCAACUAGCCGACCCGCCUCUCUCCCAAGAGUCCCUGCUAUGGAAAGUGCCAAGACCAUCUCAGUGUCUCGACGGAGUAGUGAAGAAAUAAAACGGGACAUCUCUGCAUCUGAGGGAGCGUCACCAGCCUCUCUCAUGGCUAUGGGCACCACGUCGCCACAGCUCUCCCUCUCUUCCUCUCCCACCGCCUCUGUCACUCCAAGCACCCGGAGCCGAAUAAGGGAAGAAAGGAAAGACCCCCUCUCAGCAUUGGCGAGAGAAUAUGGAGGAUCCAAGAGGAACGCCUUGUUGAAGUGGUGUCAGAAGAAAACAGAAGGCUAUCAGGAUUUAAGUUACAGAGACUAUUUCCAGAUUGCAAUUGAUUUUCCUCAGAAAUGUACAGGAAUACAUGAGAAGGUGAUCCGAGUUCUGUAUUCCUGGGCUCAUAACAAAACGGCCAAAAAAGACCUAACCAACAGAGAUACCAAAGUAGUGGAAGAAUCAGUGAACAAGGCCUACCAUUAA